CCCAAACUUGACCUCCAUAUUUCCCUUGUUCUCUUUCAGGAUGUGAGAUCACUGGAAGCUAUUUCAAAUGUCACACUUGAGUCGGCCAUCAUACAAUUUGUCCCAAGCAUACGUUCAGGUAGCUUUGCCGACAUUGGGCCCAGAAGAUUUAUGGAAGAUGAACAUAUACGUAUUGAUGACCUAUCGGCGCAUUUGGGGUCACUUUUCCAUUGCCCCAAGCCAAGUGCAUUUUACGGGGUGUUUGAUGGUCAUGGAGGCCCUGAUGCAGCGACAUAUGUCAAGAAGAAUGCGAUGAGAUUAUUUUUUGAAGACGCAGACUUCCCACAGACUUCAGAGGCUGAUGAUGUUUUCUUGGAAGAGGUUGAAWGUUCAGUACGCAAAGCUUUUCUUCUGGCUGAUCUUGCUUUGKCAGAUGAAUGUACUGUUAGCAGUUCCUCCGGGACAACUGCACUUACUGCUCUUAUACUUGGAAGGCUUUUAAUAGUGGCCAAUGCUGGUGACUGCCGAGCAGUUCUCUGCCGGGGAGGAGAGGCUAUCGAGAUGUCCCAAGACCAUAAGCCCAUUUACCCAUCAGAACGCAGGCGGGUGGAGGAGUUGGGUGGGUAUAUCGAUGAUGGGUAUCUCAAUGGUGUUCUAUCUGUCACUCGGGCCCUAGGAGACUGGGACAUGAAAGUCCCUCGUGGCUCGCCAUCACCACUCAUCGCGGAGCCAGAGUUCCGACAGAUGGUUCUCACAGAAGAUGAUGAAUUCCUGAUCAUUGGUUGUGAUGGCAUAUGGGAUGUGAUGUCAAGCCAGCAUGCAGUCAGUGUUGUCCGUCGCGGCCUACGUCGCCACGAUGACCCAGAGCAGUGUGCGAGGGAUCUUGUCAUGGAGGCUCUCCGCCUCAACACCUUUGAUAACCUCACUGUGAUUGUUGUCUGCUUCUCUCCAUCGGACUCCCAGAGGGAGCCGUCACCGCCUCGACAGCGGAGAUUGAGGUGCUGCAGCCUUUCCACUGAGGCCCUAUGUAGCCUGAAGAGUUAUCUCAAUAGCAAUGACAGUUGUUGAGUGUAUAUAUAAUUAUUUUAGCAGCAACCUUAAUUCCGAUUGUGGGGUGGAGGAUGCAAUCUGUUUCUGGCUGCUUCAGAUUUCGGUAGAAAAAGCAGCUUACAGUUUUGUAGGGAAAUGGGCUGGUUGUGGGUUUCUGGUGUGAUGUACAUAUGUCAUUCAGUAGGCCGGGGUGGUGGUUUGCCGGUGGUGUACGGUGUGUGUGUGUGUGGGGGGGUUAGAUUACUAUGAUUUUAUAGUCUUUAAUUGUUAUUUGACAUUUUGUGUAGAUGUAAAUUCUGGUGAGCAGGAAGGCAAUAUUGAAAAGCCCUGAUUCAUGGUAUAUUAUUUAUUUUGUGUA
Nelumbo nucifera (sacred lotus) is the source of this 1387-nucleotide messenger RNA. Lineage: Eukaryota; Viridiplantae; Streptophyta; Magnoliopsida; Proteales; Nelumbonaceae. The record is from RefSeq and is a predicted model, not a curated record.